This is a messenger RNA of Hansenula anomala, 3734 nucleotides long. RefSeq lists its product as uncharacterized. The transcript is spliced from 3 exons. Bases 1 to 3594 code for a protein of 1197 amino acids. Lineage: Eukaryota; Fungi; Ascomycota; Saccharomycetes; Phaffomycetales; Wickerhamomycetaceae. Gene Ontology annotation, biological process: maintenance of cell polarity; exocytosis; endocytosis. Gene Ontology annotation, molecular function: sterol binding; protein binding. The record is from RefSeq and is a predicted model, not a curated record. Gene Ontology annotation, cellular component: cytosol; nuclear envelope; membrane.
AUGUCGUCUAAUGAUACUGGAAGUCAAGCUUCUGAAGGCGCCAGCCUCAACACAGCGUAUGUUGUUGUCGAAAGUCCCAAAGGUAUUCGUAUAAAUGAGGAAACUAACAAUUCGAAUAGGAAUACAACCCCAUCAACACAAGCUAGUAAUAGAACCAGCUCAUCAGCAAACAUUAUAAAUCCACCCCUAUUUAAAUUGAAGAUAUUAGAUGCUUUGAAGAACAACAACUGUGAUCAAUUGAGACAACUUGUCAUUUCAGUUAAGGAUUCAGUGAAUUAUUAUGAAUUGUCAUUAGUCAAGAACUUGAUCUUUAACUUAGCAGUUCAAGUUGCGCCACUCCAAGUCAUAACUCAAUUGUUGUCAGAUGAUUCAAAAGAUUUAGGAAUCGAUGUCAACUACCAGGAUGAGAAUGGGAAUGCGCCUCUUCAUUUAGCUGCACUCAACUCUAGGGCAGACGUCGUUCAAUUAUUACUGAGAGAUGAGAGAAUCAACGAUACAAUCCUCAAUAAUGACCUAAAACAACCAAUUGAAGUGGCGAAGGACCUCAGAAUAGUGGAAUUGCUUCAAAAGGAACGUGCUGCUUAUGUUGAGCGAAUCGCUAAUGAUUUGAGGUCUGCAUUCACAAACCAUGAUUUUGCGAGAUUGGAUGAGAUUUUGGCAUCACCAAGAAAUUUUGAAUUAUUGGAUAUAAAUGGGAAUGAUCCAGAGACAGGUGAUACUGUUUUACAUGAGUUUGUCAAGAAGAAUGAUAUUGGAAUGGUAAAAUGGAUUUUAACUCAUGGAGGUGAUCCUUUCAAAAGAGAUAGAAAGGGGAAAUUACCAAUUGAAUUGGUUGGGAAAAAUAAUGACACCAUGAAGAAAAUUUUGAAGGAUGCUACCAAAGAUCAAAAUGUUAUAAGUCAAGCUGGUAGAUCAACAGGUUUUAAAGCCCCAACAUAUAAAGGAUACUUGAGAAAAUGGACAAAUUUUGCAUCAGGUUACAAGUUGCGUUGGUUCAUCUUGGACUCGAAUGGGAUCUUGUCAUAUUAUAAGAGUCAAGAAGAUACAAAUAAUGCUUGUAGAGGGUCAUUAAACAUGAAAAGUGCCAUUCUACAUUUAGAUUCAUCAGAAAAACAAAAAUUUGAAAUUAUCAGUAAAAGUGGUGUUAGAUGGCAUUUGAAAAGUAAUUAUCCAAUUGAAACAAAUCGUUGGGUUUGGAGUUUACAAGGAGCAAUAAGAUAUGCUAAGGAUAAGGAAAGAGCUAUUCGUUAUUCCCAAGAAACUGAAAGAAAAGAUAGCUUCGAUAGUGUUGGAGGAGCUGGAGUUAACCGUCAUACAAGAAACUUAAGCUCUGGAUCAGUUGAAGAAAAUUCUAAUAAAUUGGAAUCUAGUGCAAACAGUUUAGCUGACAUCAAAGAAAAUGAGCGCUUGAAACAGACUGAAGCUCGCCGUCCAUCCCAAAUUGUUUAUGAUACCGAUGAUGAAGAUGAUAACGAAUCGAGGGAAGUCAUUGAAGAAAAUUCUAAUAAAUUGGAAUCUAGUGCAAACAGUUUAGCUGACAUCAAAGAAAAUGAGCGCUUGAAACAGACUGAAGCUCGCCGUCCAUCCCAAAUUGUUUAUGAUACCGAUGAUGAAGAUGAUAACGAAUCGAGGGAAGUCAGUAUUGUUCAAGAAAAUGAAGAUAUUGAUAUUGAAUCUGGUCCUUAUAUUCAAGAGAUUUCAGUUUUGAAAAGAGGAUUCAGUCUUGAAUUGGGCUCAUUGAGAGAGUUGUUGUUUAGCGUCAAAGAAACAAUGAACACGCCUUCAGAACCAUUGAACAUUUCACUUGGUGCUAUUGAAACUUUAACCGAAAGCUUUGAUAGAUUAAACACAUUGGUUUCCAAAAGAGAUGAAAAAUUGAUUAGAGAUCUACAAAAACAAAAAGAUAUCAAUGAAUUAUGGAUCAACUCGAUUAGAGAUCUAGAAAAUGAAUUACUGGCUAAAAACAGCGAAUUACAAAACUUUGAGGCUGAAAGAAGAAACUUGAAAAAAGUUUUAACAAAAAAAUUUGGUAAUAUCGGCUCACCACUUGCAGAUGUUCCUGCAACACCUGAAGCUCAACCAACAGGUCCAUCUCCAUUAGGUGCUGCUGAAUCUACCACUGUUCAAGAUGAGCCUUUUGAUGCUAACGAUGUUGAGAUUUCAAGAUUCAUUAAUGAAGAUGAGGAUUCAGAUGAUGAAUUUUUUGAUGCUGCAGAUUUCGAAGAAGAUGAUGAAGUAUCUGAAAGGGCAACUCAAGAAUCAAUUCCUGUUGGAACUGAGCCAAAACAAGAAGAAGAGGAACAACAAGUGGAGGGUGAAUAUUCCAAUGAACUACAGCAAAAGAAAGAUUUAUUGAUGAAAAAUGAAGGCACAUUUAAGGGUUACGAUUUCACACCAAGAAGUGAAUUGGCUUUAAAAGUUGACGACAGACCAAAAAUAGGAUUGUGGGGUAUUUUGAAAUCCAUGAUAGGUAAGGAUAUGACUAAAAUUGCUCUUCCAGUUACAUUUAAUGAGCCAACUUCAUUAUUGCAAAGAGUUGCUGAAGAUUUGGAAUAUGUGAAUUUGUUAGAUCAAGCUGCCUCAUUUGAAGAUUCAACUUUAAGAUUAUUAUAUGUCGCAGCAUUUGCAGCUUCUGAGUAUGGAUCAACAACUAAUCGUGUUGCUAAACCUUUCAACCCAUUAUUAGGUGAAACUUAUGAAUACGCAAGACCAGAUUUAGGAUUUAGAUUCUUUACAGAACAAGUUAGUCAUCAUCCACCAGUUUCAGCAGCUAUAGCUGAAGCUUCUAAAUGGGAUUAUUAUGGUGAAACUUCAGUCAAAUCAGGUUUUAAUGGUCGUUCAUUUGAUGUUCAACCUCUUGGUAUUUGGUAUUUACAUCUAAGACCUGAUCAAUCAUCACAUAAAGAAGAAUUGUAUACAUGGAAGAAGAUUACUAGUUCAGUUAUUGGUAUUAUUGUUGGUAAUCCAUCAGUUGAUAAUUACGGUGAAAUGAUCAUUACUAAUAAUCAAACUGGUGAUAAAGCAGUGUUGAACUUUAAACCAAGAGGUUGGAGAGGUGCUUCUGCUUAUGAAAUGAGUGGUGUUAUUUAUAAUAGAAAAGGUGAAAAGGUUUGGUCAAUUGGUGGACAUUGGAACAAUAGAAUCUUUGGUAAAAAAGUGAUUAAAAAUGAUUCAAGUAUUGAUUAUUCCAAUAAAAAGAUUAGUUCAACACCAACUGAAGAUGGUACUAAAUUCUUGAUAUGGCAAAUGGCUCCAAGACCAAAAGUUCCAUUCAAUUUGACCAGCUAUGCAAUUACUUUGAACGAACCAAAUCCUAAAUUAUUGGAGUAUGUCAGUCCAUCUGAUACUAGAUUAAGACCAGAUCAAAGAGCCAUGGAGGACGGUAAAUAUGAUGAGGCUGGAGUGUUGAAGAAUAGAGUCGAAGAGAAACAAAGAGCUGCUAGAAAGAAAAGAGAACAACAAGGCGAGAAAUACCAUCCUACUUAUUUCACUAGAGAGACACAUAAAGCCACUGGUGAAGAGUACUGGAAGUUUAACGGUGAAUAUUGGAAGCAGAGAAAAGAUGGUAAAUUACCAAACAUCGAUAUUUUUUGAACGGUUUUCAUGAAUCUCAACAAUGACUCUCACUUUAGAAUUUGAUUAUGUGUUUGUUUUUAUGUAUUUGAAUUUUGAUAUAAUUGUACACACAUUUUAUGUUCCUUGUAGCUUCUUGAUGUUUGGCGCGAAUCUCGGUG